AAUGAAUUGAGAUUUGCUUGAAAUUGAAUGACAGUUUGUGAAAUUUCCCUGAUAGUUCAUUUUUGUUGAACAGUUUAAUUAGCAGUUCUAUUCCUCUCCACGUUUUUGUUAUUUAUUUUGCCAUUUAACUAAUUCUGUGAUUUCUAGGUCUCUCCUAGCCUGAUAUUCGAGCAACCCAUCGCAACUGAUCUUCCAGUUUCGACACUCGGAUGACUUCAGCCGACCAAUCUCUUUCUUUCUUUUACCUUUCCUGUGACGUCGCACGUGUACAUUCAUGUGAAUGUGAGUGUAUUCACGACGGCGUCACUUAUUCUUUUCCUCUCUCCCAACCUGUGGUCGCCAGAAGGUCUACCAGUCAGUCACGAGUCUAAUCAACUCUCAACCAACUGUCAACUUAAGUCCAGUGUCCCCAUGGUCCAUGGAAACCCCUUUGGUUGACAAAUUGCAUAGACCUUGUUCUCGGAGACUGUGACAGUUGCCAAGUCUUAUUAGUGAAUCAUGAUAAUGAAGCCUUCAUCAAAUCAGAUUAUUUGCUGCUAUUUAGUGGAAAACGAGAAAGAACAAAGAAGGUCGCCAAUCCGAAGGUUGUAGUUUCCACCACUUGAGUUCUGAUUUUGGACGAUCUAGGAUUGAUUGAUUUGAGAUUCAUCCGUCGCUACUGUUCCAUGGACUAAAUUCACUGGGGAAAACUGACACUGUUGGCUGCUGCUCGAGUCAAUUUGCUGUACAGCAUUCCGAAAAAAGACAACUGAUACUAGAAAAUGAUACUAUGGACUGCUAGGAGGUUGCUUGGCAGAUGGCAGUGUGUUGCUACAACUGCAAUGUGUUGUAAACAGAAGUAAUUGCAUCGAGUCAAGAUUAUAUUUUGAAUUUGAGCACCAAAUUUCUUCGAUGAGGUUUACCGAACGACUGAUAGGUGGCAGCUGCAUCCGCUUGGCAUUUAUUCAUGAAUCCAUCCCCCUUAAAAAAAAAGAAAAAUAAGUUGCAGUCCAAGAUGAAUAGAGGAAGCCGGGACGUGUCAGACAAAUGAUAGCGCGGGUGGUGUGUCUGCGGAUGACCACAGGGAAUAAUAACGACAAGACCAUGAGCAACACAACAACAACAACAAACACACAGGAGGGGGAAGAGGAGCCAUGGACGAAGAGGUUUGAGCCCCUCAAACGAUUGUGUGUCAGCAUUCGCCGUUAUACUACAUAGGCCUCUCUGCUAUACAGUCUAUCCAUCAUUAACCUAUCAAUUCACUCGUGUGGAAGGCAGCACUAGCCCAAUCCAGGAGCAGCAAGGAGGAUCGAAGCAUCAGUGAAAAAAAAAAAAAAAAAAACAAGGAGCCCCCCAAAAAAGAUGGCGAUCAAUAUAAGAGCUUACUCGAGAGACUCGGACACGAGCGCCGGAGUCGGAAACGCCAUCAUUCAACAGCAUCACGCACCGCCAGGUGUGUUAAGAGGAUUGCCGAGAGAUUUCGGCGUUGGACCACCGUCACAUCAUCAGUCGGCAUCAGCUGGCGCCCAGCAGCAGCAGCCGGGCAGCAGAGGCAACCGAGGCAACAACCGGAGUGACGUUUCCAUUCAGGUGGACGUAGGAUCGACUAAGGCGACCAACAGCGGAGGCGUUGGCGAUCGAAUGGGUCGCACGACGAAAAAUCAACGCGGCGCUUCCGGCGGCGGAAGCAAAGCCGAGACUCCACCCACUACAUCUCAGCAGCAACAAUACGAGACGGCCCUCUACUCGCGCGAAGACAUUCGCGAGCAAUAUUGCAUCAACAAGAAAGAAACGGACGUGCUGGAUCGCUCGUCCCACGUGCGCCAAAGAGCCAAAGGAUUUUUCGGAUGCCUAACGAGUCGCAAGGAUCACGGUGCCAAGAAGAAGAAAUCGCGUUCGUCUUUCUUUUCGGCUUUGUGCGUCCGGCGGGCCAGCGAGGAGAACCUGUACAACGGCUGCAACAAACCCGUGGCCAACACCAACCGCAGCGUCACUCUACCGGCCCUCCAGCCCUUCACGGUUCCCCUACGCGACGAUGGAUCCAAUCAGCCCUCCUUGUUUCGCAACCGGCCUCAAUCGUUCUGCACAACUGACCCCCGGCGAUUCUCCAUGCAGACCUCAACUACGCCUUGCAUCGUUAACAGUUACGCUCCUAGACAUUCGGAUCCCGACUGGAAGAUCAGCACUUUGCCCGUUCAUCGAACGACCAGUGAUGUACCGCACGACAGUGAGAAUUCGGGAUCGAAUCAUCCGUUCCGCUACGGUGGGCGGCUGGCCUACACGCAGCCCAACACUCCGGAAUUGUCUGCGGCUCUCUACCGACGCCAGGUCAUGUCCAGCGAGGCCCUUUUGGACGACAGGCGAUCGACAGGAUCCAUGUCGAAACACGUCAGCUUCGACGCUUCAUCCCCUUGCUCGGAGAUUUAUACUUCGGCCGUUCCGGCUAAUGCUUCCAAGAGCCAGGAGAGGCUCCUUGAUGGUCGUAAAACUCCUGAGCCCUUUCUCGAAUCCAAGCGACAUCCGCACCAGACGGCGGCAUUUUCACCCGUCCUAGCCAGAGCCAUCCUUUUAGAGAGAUUGCGCCAGGCGUCGAUGCGGAGCCAGGCAACGCAAACGGAAGGUUAUUAUAAUUCGACAACGUCACUCUCCUAUCCCAGUUGCUACAGCGGCGCCGGAUCGCAAGUGUCAAUUCCGGGGGCCGCCAGCACCGUCACACGUCAAGUUCAAACCAAUUUUGAACCGCGUAAACAAACGAAACGGCUCACGCGGAGCUCAUCGGCCGUCAAUCAGGACGCAGAAGCGGAAGGAGAGGCCGCCGCCAUCAAGACGGAGGCGGAAUUCCAGUCGCUCAAGCGUAUGCCGGACGAGCUGAGUCAAUCUCAGCCGGAAGAGAUUGGCGACUAUAAGAAAAUCUCGUCACCUGAGCGCGGCGGCGGAUCGCCCAGCAAACAGCGACGCUCCAACAGACGUCGGCAGCUGUUGAAGGCCCUGUCGGAAGGAACGAUCCUGCUGGAUAAGAAACGGGCCCGGCGUUUCGCUUCCGGCUAUGUGGAGGUGAACGUGCAGGACGAGCGCUCGCCCGUCGAAGAAGAAAUUGUGGCCGGUCGCGUUCUGGUUCACGACCCGACCCGCUACUUGAGCGGAAGCGGAUCCAGCGAUGAUGGCAGUCUCAACGACGACGAUCGCUUUGCUUCCUCGCUUCCGGCCAAGCCAGACAUGAACCGCUCGUUGGGCUUCACCGACGUGGAAGAUGUUGUCUGGUCUGAUUCUGAGCCUCAUCCGCACGAUGGGCCUCCUCCCCAUCCGGCGGAAGAAGGCAAACUGCUGCAGGCCCAGAAAUCGUUCGACUCGAACGCUUCGUGUCCGGAUACGGCCGGCAACUAUAGCGACGAGUUUGGCAGCACUUCGCAAGUCACAGUCCUCCAGCCGCAUUCAUCCGCCCGGCAGAGCGGAGGUGGUGGUGGGACCACCAGCUCGGAUGACAAAGGCAGCACCUCCUUUGUCGUCACCUGCGAUUCAGAUUUAGAUCCACCCCAUCCGCCCACUCCGCCUCCCAGGCGACCGCCAGCUCCCACCGAUCCCCCAUCCGCCGAACUAUCCGAGACGGAGAAGGAAAUCAUGGUCCAGUUUCCACCCUGGCCGGGAUCUCAGGACGCUCAGGAAUUGAUUCCGGCGCCACCCAGUUUCGCCUGCUCAUCCCUCAACUCGUCUCAACUUCCCUCGGCGGAUGAAGAAGAGGAUCAAAUCGUGACGUCAUCAGCUCCUCCACUUGCCACCGCAGCCAUCGCUCCGGAUAUUGAUCCGCCGAGUCCCAACCAGCAAAUGAGUCAGCGCGUUUUAUUGCGUCACUUGAAGAACGGCUCGAAAAGCAUGUCGGAGACUAUUACAUCCGUCGAUUCCGACUCUUCCGGACGUCGGCUGACGGAGCAUGAAACGUCGGCCAGCUCUGAGCCGCUCAGCCCUCCGCCCAGCGAACUCAACAGUCCCCUGCAGGCGGAUGUUAAUAACAGCGGAAGCAAACCGGCCGGAUUGGAUUCGACUGACACUAAUUCCGACGCCUUUCUGACGGCCCUGUCGGAUCACCUGACGACGGCCGGAUUGACCGAAGUCUACAACACGGCCAUGGAGCGUGGGGCCAGCGAGAGGAGUUACCGCGAGAGCGACACUUCGCACAACAGCACUCUGAGGAUGGAUCAUUCCGGCGUCCAGGAUCUGCCCUACGAGUCUCCUCCGCCUCAGGACGUCCUGCGCGACGACGACGACGACGGGGCGGAGGCUCCCGUCCCUAUACAGCCGCCGCUGCUGACGUCACCCGAUUCCAACAAUGAAGGACAAGAGAUUUGCCGGGUGGAGAGUUCCACUUCCGGCAGCUACAGCCUGGAAGCGACACCUUGCGCCUCGCUCAGUCCCGCCCCGCCACUCGAAAUGGAUUCAGUCAAACCAUUCCAGGCGGCGCUCGAUUCGGAAUUGUUGUCGGUUCCCCCAAUUGCUCCAUCGCCCGCUCAUCCGGAAGCAGCAGCAGCGUCUACUCAUUCAAGUGCGGUCGCCAUGGCAACGGCUGCCGAUAGGAAAACUUUGAAGGAGACAAUGAAAUUGCAAUUUCCUCCCGGCUCUAGCAUGUUUUCCAAUUCGGCUUCGCCAUCCACGCCGGCCAGAUCCACUUCCGGCGCCACCACCACUGGCAGGCGGAAACAUUUCACGCAACAACAGUCGACCACCGCCAAUCAACUUAGCUCGACCGAUUCGGAACAAGACAAUGAAGAGGCUGGAGAUCGUUGCACCCGGAAGCGUCGCUCCAAUAAAAACACCUCCGCCACCGCUGCCGGUGAAUCCGCACACGGAACCAGCACCGACUCUAAUAAACGACCGUCGUCCAAACACAAGAAAAACACGCGCCAUCGCGACCCACUGACUCCCAAUAAUUCGUUUUCCAUGGCCGACGGAAGCGUCGUGCGGAAGCGCGACUCUCAAAUCAUGUCGGAAGUCACUACACCCGGAAUGGUGCGCAGUCCGGCCAUGCACGAAGGAUUCCGUUUGGCCGAUUGGGAUGUCGUGACUCCGUCGCUGGCCACUGCGGAAGCGAUCGAAGCUCGAAGCAACUAUUUCACUCUGCAGCAUCCGAGCGAAGGAUCGUUCCACGAUCCGGAUAACAUGGCCGAUAUGGUCGGAACCAGCUGGAAUUUAAUGGCGCCAACUUCGACGCCGCAACAAAACUGCGAUUCCAUCCGAUCCGCCAGUCCCGGAAGCGACAACGUGUUUGUUUCAGAGACAACGGCCGAAUUAUCCGGCAAUGGCGGCGUACCACCUCCGCCGGAAGGAUUUGCCGACUCACCAGCCACUCUGGCCCCCGACUGGGGUCUACCAUCUCCCAGCACCAAGAUAAGUUCAUCCAUCGGAGGUCCUUCGGACUCGACCAACGGCGAGAACCUGGAAACGACCAAGCGGAAGCGCGAUUCCGGCCGCGGCAAAAGGACGAAAAGCUGCACUCUACCUGCCACCAGCAAUUUCAGCGUGUCGGGUCUCUCGCUGGAAGUUGGGACUGGCGACCGGAAUGAGGUGCUGCCGCACCGGGCCGUUUCGACCAUCGACAUGUGGUAUCCGGAGACGCAAUUGCCGCCCAAGCGUCAGCUGACUGUCCGCGCCAAAUCGGAAGAGCGUGAGCGUUUCAACCGACCAGCCAGACGGAACUUGAAUCACUUGAUCAGAUCGGUCGAGGCCAGUUGGGACUCUCUCGGAUCAAAAUUGAGCGUCGACGGAACGCCUUUGGACGACGAAGACGCCGGUAUUUACAAUGCAAGUUACCGGGCCGGUGCUUGGGCCUACAUUGGCGAGACGGAAGAGCUGCACGUCUGGCGCCGUUCCCAACCGCAGACGCCGUUACAAGACGUUUGGGCUCAAAACAAUGUUACAGAAACCGACGACUCGUCGACGGCUUCUGAAAAAGACUUCCGGCGCAAAUACACAUCCAUCACGCACCGCAUGGUCCACCGCAAGUCCAGCGUGGAAAUGUUCAGACGGCUCGCCACCAGCACAUUCGAUUCGUCGUCCAAAGACUUGAGUGUCAGGAACUCUUUAGAGGAUAUUUACCAAUUGAUGUUGAUGAUUUGGUGCCGCGAGAGUCUGGCACUGCGCAGACUCGCGGACGUUGGACGUCCAGGCGAGUGUGACGACAUCGUCUUGGUCAAGAGAGAAUCGGGCGAAUUUGGAUUCAGGAUUCACGGCUCGAGACCGGUCGUCGUGUCUGCCAUUGAGCCUGGAACGCCGGCCGAAUUAUCGGGACUGCAGGUGGGCGAUAUCCUCAUCAGCAUCAAUGACGUCAAUGUCCUCGAUUCCUCCCACUCGGAGGUGGUCCGCAUCGCCCACAUAGGUACAGAUGAGCUGAAACUUGAGGUGGCAAGGACAUGCAACAUCCUAUCUGCGAACCCCAUGCUGGCUCCAGACCAGCCAACAACAACAACAACAACUGGAGAAUGCAUUCAGCAGGGAACGGCUAACAAUGAGGCCCCAAUUUUGGUGGGCUACCUCUGGAAGAAGAGCCAGUCAGCCAGCCGUGCUGAUGAAUCAGCCAACAACGUCUGGUACAGGAGGUGGUUUGUCCUCAAGAGGGACCACUGUCUCUAUUACUACAAGAACCAAGAUAGUUCGCAGCCGCUGGGAGCCGUUUCUCUGCUUCACUACACGGUGACUCGGACGUCGUUCACGGAGCGACCUCACGGUCUUCUCUUGAGCAAAGGUGGGACGAUUCGGCAUUGGCUGGCCGCCGAAUCGACGGAAUCGCUCGAGCUCUGGCACUCGGUCUUCAAUCACGCUUCCAAAGCCGCCGUCCAGGACGUUUGGCUUGAGAUGUGCGCUCGCAACAUUGAAUUGCCGCCGGCGUCGAUGGCAUCACCAGACUGCGUCGGCCACCUCAUGAAGCUCGGCCACCGGGCCAAGGAAUGGCAGCGUCGCCUCUGCCUUCUCAAAGACGCUUGCCUCUAUUUCUACGUCGAUAUCAACGUCUCCUCGGCUCUAGGAGCGUUGCACUUGCACGGUUACCGCGUUCAAGCCUCGGGCACGACCGCCUCGAGCGGCGAGCGACGCAAAUUCGCCUUCGAACUCUUGCCACCGGAGCCGCGCAUGCGCCAUUUCCAUUUCUACACCGACUCGGAGAACGAUCGCAAACGGUGGAUCGCCGCAUUGGAGUAUUCGAUCGAUCGUUGGAUCAGGGUCGGCUAGUCAUCCAACCCAAUUUUUCAAGGAGAACAUUCUUCUUCUUCUCUAACCAACAACAACAACAUGAAUGAAUAUAUAAAUAACUGUGUUUCUUUUUCGUUACAUAUAGAACGGAAUUCACACCAGUCCUCCUAUUCUUCCCCCCCUCUUUUUUUGAUUUCCUCGUGCGUGUUAGUUUUCCUCCUCCUCUAACGUAACAAACCGUCGCUAUUUUCUCUCUCUCCAACAACAACCGCAGACAAAACAGCAACAACGAUCUGUGGGUGGGUGCCAAAAAACAGAUGUUCUCCUAUAAUAAUCCCAUUGUUUUUAUCAUGUAUUUUUCCCCCUUUAUUUUUUAUUAUUUAAAGAAUUUAAGUUUAGACUUUUUCAAAAGAAUUCUUUGAAUUUUUUAAAAUUUUGGUUUCUUUUUAUUAUCUCUCGAGGUAAAUAAUGACACUUUGUUUUAUUAUUUUAUUUCAUGGAAUUAUCGACCUCCACCAGGUGUGUCAAUUUACAUAAAGAUGGUCAAAAAAUUUCAGCUCUCCACACGCACAC
Messenger RNA from Daphnia pulex (common water flea), 7728 nucleotides. RefSeq lists its product as uncharacterized. Lineage: Eukaryota; Metazoa; Arthropoda; Branchiopoda; Diplostraca; Daphniidae. Bases 1342 to 7194 code for a protein of 1950 amino acids. The transcript is spliced from 27 exons. Gene Ontology annotation, molecular function: protein binding. The record is from RefSeq and is a predicted model, not a curated record.